Messenger RNA from Pseudoliparis swirei, 1418 nucleotides. RefSeq names its product Ts translation elongation factor, mitochondrial (gene tsfm). The coding region runs from base 334 to 1230 and encodes 298 amino acids. Lineage: Eukaryota; Metazoa; Chordata; Actinopteri; Perciformes; Liparidae. Gene Ontology annotation, molecular function: translation elongation factor activity; protein binding. The record is from RefSeq and is a predicted model, not a curated record. The transcript is spliced from 6 exons. Gene Ontology annotation, biological process: mitochondrial translational elongation. Gene Ontology annotation, cellular component: mitochondrial matrix.
AGAAAAUAAACUACUGACAGUUGACUUUUUAUAAAUACUACUGUUGUUGAGUCACGGAAUGUAAUUUUACUGUAAAAAAUAAUUUACAUUGAAUAAUUAGAGUAAACCCAGGAGCAAGAACAGCUGAUGUGGUGACGUCAUCAAGUCAGCUGCUGUUCCAAUCGCAGAAAGACCGUCCUCCCGUCGUCCCGUCCUCCCGUCCUCCGGAGUUUGGACUCCCAAGACCAGACUCCCAAGUCCAGACUCCAAAAGAACACAAGUCUGUACUCGUGGACUUUGAAUUGAGAAACGCCGAUAGCCUACCACAUUAUUGUGGGGUCAGGAUCGAGCAGGAUGUUAAACACAACUAUCACUAUUUCUCAUCAUGUACAGUCGUUACACACAGGCUGUCAGCUCCUGGCGGCUGAGAAAGCCCUCCUGAUCAAACUGCGGAAAAACACUGGCUACACUUUCAUUAACUGCAAGAAAGCACUGGAGAGGUUUGAUAAUGACGUCACACAGGCAGAAACCUGGCUCCAUGAGCAGGCCCAGAUUGAGGGCUGGAGCAAAGCAAGCAAGCUGGUGGGUCGCAAAGCCAAAGAGGGACUCAUUGGUCUGUUCAUUCAAGAUCAAGCUGCAGUUAUGGUGGAGGUAAACUGUGAAACAGACUUCGUGGCCCGUAAUGAGAAGUUCCAACAGCUGGUUAAGGAUGUGGCCUUUGUCACCUUGGCUCACCACCUGAAUAAAACCCAAAGCAAGACAGGAUAUGUUAAGAGUGUCCUGGCAAGUGAUGAGUUAAACAAACUCUGUGUGGAUGGAGGAGCUUCACUUUCUGAUCGGGUGGCUCUCACAAUUGGUCGCCUCGGUGAGAACAUGUCAGUGAGGCGGGCCGUGACGGUGAAUGUGCCGGCUGAGUGGCACAUUGGCUCAUAUGUACACGGGGGUGUGCGUAACCAGACUGAGGUGGCCAUGGGUCGGUACGCCUCCCUGGUCGUUUUUCAUGGGGGCGAGAAGGGAGAAUUAGAAGUUCUAGGACGUAAACUGGGACAGCAUAUCGUGGGAGAGGCCCCUGUGGCCCUGGGCAACAUGGAUGACCUGCCUGGUGGUGAAAGUGAGACACGCCUGCUGCCUCAGACCUUCUUGGGAGACCCCAGCAGGACUGUUGCACAGUUCCUCAGAGGUCAACAAGCUCGAGUGCUGGACUUUGUCCGAUUUCAGUGUGGGGAGACAGCCAGUGAAGAAGCUAAAUGAAGGGAUGACAAAUUAUUUUUGGAUAAAUAAUUACACUGUGUCUUUAGUUAAUAUUAAGAUGAAAUGCAACUACACAUUUAUUCUUGAACAUUCAGAAAGCAGACUAUUUGAAAGCAAAAUAUGUAGGUCUACCAACACUGGUGCCUCAUGAAAUUAUCAAUCCAACAAUAAAAUGUUUUUUCCUUGAA